Messenger RNA from Porites lobata, 23498 nucleotides. The record is from the annotation of a GenBank genome assembly. NCBI's taxonomy places the organism in Eukaryota, Metazoa, Cnidaria, Anthozoa, Scleractinia, Poritidae.
AUCGUGCGCACUCAGAUCACAUGAAUGUGAUCGUGAACACUCAGUGAAAUCUGAACGUCGGUCAUCUGCGAAAGGUAAGCUUAAGCUUGUUAAGAUUACUUUUUUUAAUAGGCAUUUUCUUGUAAAAGAAAAGGUUGUUGCUGGUGAAAAAAUGUUAUUUUUGUUUAAUGCUCGUAAUACAAGUUUUAUCACUACAUUAUUUUUAAAAUGCACUACUGCCGCUGUGUGCCGCCAAAUUAUGCUCGCAAAGACCAUUUUGAUAUCUCUUUCAGUCAAAUCGUGGAAUUGUUGUGAAAUGUAAUCCCCAAAAAAAAAGGCAUGAGGAGAAGAAGUAACUGCAGGGAUCACUUGUGUUACUUGAGGUUGAAUCAGAAAUAUUAAAAUCACCCGUUACGUGAAAAGGUGUUAAGUGCAUGAUAUUUUUUUCAGUUUUGUAGAUCAGUUACCAAGAUUCUGAAGAUGUCACCACCUGAUAACACAAGAUUAAAAUUGUGCUCCUGAAAGUAAGUUUAUAUUCUCUGUGACCUCUGCUAUAAGUGUGUUUUGAUGUAGAUAUGAUAUAUUUCUGACCCAGAUAAUUAUUUUGGGCAAUUGCCCCUUGUGGCAGCGGGGGGGGGGGGGGGGGGGGGGUACUCCCUAUAAUGGCCUAUAGGAGGAGGUUGUGCUCAGUACCCUAUAGGUGUGUGAGCUACCCCAUAGCAUGCUGCAGUUGUAACUAUUGAAUUGAGCACAUGGAAUCCGAAUUUUGGUGCUUAGACACAAUACUAUGAUCCGAUAAAUUUUCAAACAGUUGAUGAUAGAUGAUUCUUUCAAAUACUUUGCCAAUUAUAGAGGUAACUCAUAUUGCAUGAUAAUUGUCUAUGUUGCCUCUUUUGCCACUUACUUGAAUAAAGAAGUAACCUUUGUGGACUUCCAAUCGUCUGGGAAAUAUACCAUUAGCUAUAUAAAGAACUAUUAAAUGUAAUUGAAAUAAUAUGAAGUGCAAUUGAUAAAGCACAAUCUGUAAUAAGCUGACUAGAUAUUUCAUCUGGACCAGCACCUCAAGAUUUAUUCGUUUUUUUAAAAAGAGACAACACCAGAUUACUAUCUAUCAGUGGGGAUGAAUUUGGAAUCUUUCACUUUAAAGGCCAGAGAUAUUUAAAUUCCUGAAAACUGGGGUCAUUGUUUAAAGGUAUUUCGCAAGCCAGUUGCGGGCCAUUAAAUUGUAGAGAAGUGAUCAUCGAAAGUGUUUGACAAAGCAGUUGAAUUAGUCAUAGAAACUCCAUUUGGACUUAAUUCCUUAACAGAAGACCUGCCGGAUUUAUGAGAAGUAUUAGCUCAUUGAUGACCUGCCACGUUUUAUGCAGGUGGCCAUCAGUUUCACUAAAUUUGUUUUUAUAAAAUAAUUCGUAAGCCUGUUUGAUUUCAGCAUUGACUUUAAAUUGUUAUGCAUUCUUUUAAAGCAGACCCAAUUGUGCAGAUCAUUGGACCUAAUUGCUUAAAGUGCCUUAUCACCAGUUAAAUAGAGGAUAUUACAUGGCCGCGCGGGGAUGCGAAUUUUAUCUUUGAGUGCUGAAAGUAUCUCUCACGAGUAAGCAAAGCGAACGAGUGAGAGAUACUUUCAGCAUUGGAAAAUAAAAUUUGUAUCCCCAAGCGGCCAUGUAAUUUUCUGUUUAUUUUAUGUAUACUGAUGAAAUUCCUACAUAAAACACAACUUUUUUAACCCAUUCGCUCCUGGAGAUUUUGCCCAAAAACGUGUUUUGAAGCUAGUCGAGUGGUUUUCUGGUCACUGUCGUGCUAUAAAGAGCUAAAACUUACCACAAACCGGUUUACAGGUUGUACACUUGGCGGCCUUCUGAUCCAGAUGCAAAAUAUCAGCUUGCGAAGUUCGGGCAUGCGCAGAAAGCAAAAUUUCGACAUAGUUUUUGGGUUUAAAAGUGACACAGCAGUCUUGACUUUUACUUUUCGCUUUCUCUCCUCCCUUCUUUUUUCGCUUUUCUUGCCUCAUUUUUUUUUUUCUCUUGCUGGGCAUUUAGUAGGCUUCAUUUUGGUGGGAAGAGUUUUUAGGAAAGCUUUUAGGAUCUUAGGAUUAGGUGAAAGGAAAGGUAGGUGGGUAAUGGAACAAGAUUUUCAUGGAGAUUUUCAGGUCCUUGUCACGUGGUUUUUUGCUUUUUUCUCCGGUGUCCUUGACUGAAUUGUGCUCAUUCUGGUAUGGUUUGAAACAUCUCUUCACUCUACACAAGUUAGCGAAGAAAGUUGUCCUUGACCGUUAAAACUGAUGACGUCACAAAGGAUAGAAAGGACCUGGAUCCGCACAGGCGGUUACGGGCGGUUCAGGGGCGAAUGGGUUAAAUUCAUUUUCGAAACAGCAAAAUAGUGCAUUUAAAGUGGUCACCUAUCACAAAAUGCCUGUCACAAAAAUGUUAUGAAACUCGGAUAUAAAGUUAAAAAAGAGAAAAAAAGACAAUAAUACUUAGUAACCUGAGCGGGAAGCUCUCUCGUAAUUGGCUAAUCAUGUUAGUAACCAUGGCGACACCAAUAUCCUCACACGUGAAAGAUAAAAAUAGUAUCUUCACUGCCCGUGAUGAAGAUAUGAUUUUUUAGUGAAAGGAAAAAUCCUGGUAUUUCAUCAGUAUCUAUAUAAGAAAAAGGGAUCAUGCAAGGUUCUAAACUAGGUAUGUUAAAGGGGUGCCAUAUUUUGUCAAAAGAAGGUAGACGAAUAGAGCUGGGUACCUUUUCUGUCAAAAUGGUAUCGUAAAAUUCCGAAAAUAAGCCCCUCCAGGUAUAAGCCCCUCACAAUCGUAACACAAAAAACCCGCCAUUAAAUCGCCCCUCCGAAUAUAAGCCCCCCAGGGGGCUUGUACUUAGAAUUUGCUCUCAAAUACAAAGUAAAACAAAGCAUUAAAAGUGGUAAAUUUCCUUUCCACUACAAGCUAGCCCAACCGAUUUUAUAACGCAAAUUUCCCUCAUAAGCCCUUCCAAAUAUAAUAAGGCCCCUCAAAAAGGGCCUUUGAAAAAUGUAAGCCCCGGGGCUUUUUUUUGGAAUUUUGCGGUAUUUCAAGGCGUUAGGGGUUGGACCUCAGGGCGGAGCCUCUCUGUAUAGAACUUUGUUGAGUACCCCCUCCCCCGAGGGCAGGGCAUGGUGUUGUUGUUGCAUGGCUUCAAAAUAAUAUCUCAUAUUUUGAUGUCAUCUUUACCAUCUUUUUAUUAUUUUUAGGAUUUUAUGUCAUUUGAAUUAAACACACACAAUUAGUUGAAUGGUGUGAAGCUAUUAAAGGAGAAGGUAGUUUAGCUGAGUUUAUUAAAUUGACAUUGUAAGUGUUAAAGAUUUCUUGCAUCACUAGAGUAUUAUGACAUUACCUCACAUUUGAUUUAGAUGCAUUCAUUAAUGUACUAUUGAUUACAGUACACAGUCAGUAGAAUGGUACAGGCCAGAAACUGUUAACAUUCCAAACAUUUCUAUUGCCUUGAUCACUAUUUGUUUGAACCUCAUGCUAUGGUACAGUCAAACCUUUGCUAGUAAUAAAUAUUGGCCUCUCCUCUAAACAUAUAUGGAGACUUAGUCAUAGCCCCAGUCACUAAUAUUAAAGUUAAGAAAUGGUAAACGUGCAGCGUGCAACCGUGGAGUUAUGGAUGCACGUGGGAGGUUGCUAAGCACGAAAGAAGCGUUAGAGUCGCCUCGUGCGACUCUAGCUUCUUGAGUGCUUUGCAAACCUCCCAAGUGCAUCCAUAACUCCAUGGUUGCACAGCUGCAACGUUUACCAUUUCUUUUAUAAAAUAAUCAAAAGAGAAAAACAUUAUUUUCCAUUUGCCUUCGGUUGAGUCAUCAGUCCGAGUUCAUGUAUGCUGCCAUCUGCCCGCGCGUAAACAAAUCAUGUUCUAUGUUUUUCAAAAACUUGCCUUUGAGUUUUUCUUUCGCUGAAUCAACCGUUCUCCGUCUUCAGGUAAAUUGCAAAACGUUUUUUGUUGUUAUUGUGAAUGGCAUCUAGCUGUCUACUUGCUCUUAACAUUAGGGUAAAAACUUUGAGGGAAAACUAUAAACACCAACUAAAAAAACUCUAAAAAAUAAGCUAAAACUAAAUAAAUGAAAUAAUUAUCAAGCUUAUUUAUGUGACAAUUUUUGACAUAAACGUAAAGUAGAAAUCAGAAAAUUUGACUGUAAUUCCUUUAGAAUCAGAACAGGUAACACUAGUUUUAAAAAGAAAUUAACUAGCUUUGUAUUGAAAUCUGUCUGGGGAAAUCCAGCUAUGAAAGUCAAACUUGCAACUGAAAUUUGCCGACACACAGCCGGCGAUGAAGCGGUUGUGUUUCGACCAUUCUCUGAACAACUGUUACAUGUAUGAAUGAACACUGAGGAACAAAAUAAUACACGCAGAAGUUAUUUUUUGAAAAAUUUAUUUGAAAAACCCAAAUGGUUUGUACUCAAAUGAAAUUCGCUUAUUCCAGCGCAAUGUGUCUGUUAGACUCAACUAAAAUUUUUAAUUGAUGUGAUGAAAACUUCACAACAAAGCAGUCUCAAAUUUGAGCGUGUUUCCUAAUAUUUGCUUGAAUUUAGCAUCAGCUUGACCAAAAAGUCAAUAACACAAUGCUAAUUGAUAAAUUUAUGUUUCAAACAGACUUUCUCUUCUAUAAAAAAACACACAAAAUGUAUACCUUAAAUCUUCGCUCACUCGAUUUUCCUUCAGCCAAUUCUAGACGCGAGGAAAACAGUGAUUAAUUCAUCCAGUGCAGGGCAAAUUUGUUGCUUGAUCUUUUGUCCUUCAAAACGACAGCUUAGUAUUUUCUUCAACUUCCACUUUUCAUCUGUGCAUUUCAUCGGUGUAUUUUACCGUUAGGAGUGGGGAUUUGUUGAAUUUGCCUAAAUUUUACCGCGCUAGCUCAGUUUCUUGGCGUGCACCCACGGGGAACUGGUAGUGGCUAACUGACCAAUCAGAGCGCGCGAUUUACUUUUGUUAUGUUAUAAACUGUAUUUUUGGUCGGAAAUCUCUCAUAAAUUGCUUGGUCACUGCAGACACUUACAAACACUGCAUAUUGACCUUGUGAGAUGGACCCCUUUCCAUAGCAAGUCCAGAACUAGUUGUGGACUAAGCUAAAAGGAAGUUAAAAACACUGUUUGCAAUUAUUUUGACCUUUGUGAAGUGGAUGGACACCUCUUCUAAAAGUGGACACUAACUGGUCAUGGACUACAAUUACUCUGCAUUUGACCUUUGUCCCUAAAAGAGGCAAACAUCUGGAUCUUUAAUUACUUGUAGGUGGACACAUCUCCUGGUCACUGUACAGUGGUGUCCACUAAUAUAAUAAGAGGUUUGACCCUUAAAAAAUAUAUAAUAAUAAAGCUGUGACAUAGACUGAGGUAAUUUAUCAAUAAAAACAGUUGUUGGAGUCAUUUAAUGUGGUGAUCUUAUUAUAAAAUUAAAUUUACACUCUUUAGGGAAAUCUUUAACUGAGACUCAAUGGCGCAGCAUCAAGACCUUAAAAGAAAAGGAGGUGCUGAUCCUGAUCAUCAGAUGUCAAGAAAUCAUGCCCCUCCUCCUCUGAGUAUUGAAGUGCCUAAAAUGAGAGAUCUUCCAAACAAGUCAAACCCUUGGAGUGAUGUCCAGCUUCCUGUAGACAUUCUUUUGUUGACAGUAGAAGACUGCGAGUUUUUAGCUUGUUAUUAUUUCUUGGAAAAUUCUUUUAAAAGUUAUGACCAGACCCUGGGACACGUGUACUUUGGGACCAUGGGUGAAAGCGGAGAAGCUAGAGCACUGAAAGUUGCUUUGAUGAGAUGUGAUCAAGGUUCUUCUGGUCCAGGUGGCUCUCAAAUUGUUAUUAAAAAUGCAGUGAUGCAACUGAGACCCAAGGCUGCUUUUUUGGUUGGCAGAUGCAAGGGUUUAAAUCCAGAUGAAACCAAGCUAGGAGAUGUAGUGGUAUCUGCUAAACUUUCAACUGAACAAUUUACAACUCCAGUAAAAAGAAAUAUUAGCAAACUUAAGUUGUUUUCAGCUGAUGGCUGGAAUCCACCAUUAAAAGAUCCAGUAGGAAGAGAAACAGUCCAGGUACACCGUGACAGUGACAUAUUCAGUGGUAGUCAAUUCAUCACUAAACAACGCCGUAUGUCUCAAUCUCGCGUGAUUGCAGUUGAAAGGGAAGGGGAAGGUAAGAUUAUAUUAUAUGCAUGUAAUAAUACUAUUAUAACAAUUUGUAGCAUUUGGUUUGAAGUUUAGAACUCUAAAUUGUCCUUUUCGGCAACUGUUUCUGACCAUGCAUCCACAGCACCUAAUUAAUUACUGACAGCCAUGACAUUCCGUUUGACCGUAGUGAGCAUGGGACCUUAAUGGUGUGUGACCAGGUUAUUCUAGGGAUGUAGUUUACAGUUUAAUAUUGAUUAUUGUGCAGGGAACAUAAAUUAUUAAGACUAUUAAGCUUACAAGAUGAUUAAUUUCAGUCACGACACUGUAGAAAAAAAUUCUGAGCUAAUUAGCUGUGCUGGAUUCUUGUUCACAGUGGAUUGAUUAUAGGAUCAUUUUCAUAUUGUAAUUGGUCUGUUUUUUCUGGACAGUUUUAGCUCUGCUAGGUUCUUGUUCACAGUGGAUUAAAAAAGGAUCAUUAUUUUUCAUAAUUAUGGUCUGUUUUUUCUUUCCACUUAUAAUUACAGGCCUGUUUGCUGCAGCCCAUGAUAUGAACAUUGAAUGGGUGAUUGUUAAAGGGAUAUCACAUUUUUCUGAUGAUAGCAACACUUCUGAUGAGUCCUGGAAGUCAUUUGCUUCCAUCAUGGCAGCUUCUCUUGUGUCCAACAUGUUAAAUGAUCCUGUUGUUUUUAAAGAAUGGCGGCACUAUGAAGGUAUGUCACAUCCCUGAUCUCGUGAUUGAUUAUUAAUAAGGAUGAAUUUUCUGUUCAGAUAUUUUUUGUGUUAACUGUUUCAAUAUUAUCCUUGGUUCAAUUAUUUUUCUCCCUGUUUCAAACUCAUGAUCAAAUCAUAUAGCCUGAAUUUCAUCUGAUUGCUUCGAGUGGUUUUCUUCUCUCGGCAACGUCUGAAUCGACCUGCCGUUAAUGGCGUCCAGUGACGUCACUACUACCCGAAAACCCGGGGUAGUGAUUUUGAUUCAGAUUGAUUAUCUAAACAUUCUCAUAAUUAUGUAUAAUUAUGAGAAAUUUUAGUGGGAUAUUGUUACUUAGGAUAUUCAACAGAUCGCAUUCAGGUAGCAUGCUCGCAUGGAGUUCAAACAUUUCGAUAAUCUUUAUUGUAAACAGCAAAAUUGCCCUUCAGUCUUCGAAACUGAAUUGCUAAAUUAAACUGCGAAUGAAGAAUCAUCGCGGAGAGUCCAGGGGCGGAUCCAGGAUUUUUUUUAGGAGGGGGUGCACUCGUCUCUUGUUCUACUUCAACACCAAUAAACCACAUAUUUUUUUGUCUUUUUUUGCGGAAUACCAGUUUUAUUAGAAAACCGCAGGUCAUCUCGGGGGGGUGCGCACCCCCUGCACCCUCCCCCUAGAUCGGCCCCUGGAGUCAGUAGGUUUAUCAUUUAGAGCCACUUUGUGGUUUCUGCAGUUAUUUUGUUUUAAAUGCAAAGUUUCUGAGACCAAUGUCAUGUUGUAAUUCGACCUUCUUGCUAUUUUCACCGUCGAGUGUAAUGAUUCUGUUACCCUUUCUUUCUUGUUUUCUUUUUUCUUCAAUAAGGUCCAAAUAGCUUCUUUUCAAAUUAAAGGAAAUCGUUGUGUUUUUGAACUAAUUUUUCCAUGUGUGUUUAUUUGUUUCAAUGAUUGCGUGAUUGCAACCGAGUUUCAAUUACAACGGUUCAGAGUACUGCAUGCAUGCAGUUGAUAGUUUGAAUGUUAAACAUAAAUUAUGAUCGAAAAGAGUAAGCAAUAAUCUGUCAGCUGUUCUGUGUCAUGUAGACAAUUUUCCAAUCAAUAUUUCUUGGUUUGCCACUUGAAAAUCGUGUUUUACUUUUUGCAUGAAUUAAAGCAAAGGAGUAGCAAUGUCUCUGGGCGGCAUUAACAGCUGGUCGAUUUAGACGUUACUGAGGGAGUAAUAAUGACUCGAAGUAAUUGGAUGAAAUUCAGGCUACAUACCAACAAAAGCCAAAAGAAAACUUUGUUUUUAGGUUUUUCAAAUUUAUAAUACUUUUCUUCCUUCCAGAUUUGACAGCAAAGAAUCAGCCAGAGACAACCACAAAGCCAGACAAACAGAUACCAGGUACUAUCCUGUCAAUGAAAUUACACUAUAAUAUCCAGGAGUUUUUCCAGAUUAAAUGAUUGAACACUGGUUUCAGUAGAAAUAACAGUAAUCUUCCGAUAUACUGGUAAUUGUUUGUUACAUCACAUAUCUAGAGCACAGUUGUCUGUUAUUAUUGUGAGAUAUGUCUUUGCCAAAAGAGCAGUCUAUAUUUUUGCCUGGUGUUUUAUAACCCCUUUUUCUUUCGCGCAAAUUUUGCUGAAAAAUGCUGUUGGAAGCUCUUUUUUAAUCCUUUUUCUGGUCACUACUUGUGCAAAAAGGUUGGCCAAAAUUUUCUAAAAUGCGGUAAGUCCAACACUACUCUGCUUUUUGUUCCUUAUGCUAAAAUAAAAUUAAUAUAAGUGUUGUUUUGAAAAGUGACACAGCCACCUCAACUUUGAAUGCUGUUGCUUUCUCUCCUCCCUACUUCUAUCACUUUCCCUGCCGCAUUUUGGCCUUAUCUUGGGGAUUUACUGGGGUUCUUUUUGGUGAGACAUGUUUUCUCAGUCUCUCCCCACCCACCCACCCACUCACCCACCUAUGCUACCUCAACAAAAUAAAAACCUAUGACCUGCUCACCAUAUGAGUCACUCAUAGCUCAGUGGUUAGAGCAUCCUACCGGUAUCUGGAAGGUUGUGGGUUUGAUUUCUGUUAAGGUUUUGGAUUUUUUUUUUCUGAGCACUGGUAUUAAUACCAGAGUUACACAAAAUUAUUUACCCUGUUUAUUUGUACUUGUAAAACUGCUAACAAGUUGUUUUGACCUUGGACUUUUUACUCCUUCAUCUUCACGUAUGUUUCCCCACGGACGAGGUACCGUAAAAGUCCGAAAGUAAGCCCCCAUGCUUAUAUUUUUCAAAGGCCCUUUUUGAGGGGCUUAUUUUUGGACAGGCUUAUAUUCGGAGGGGCUUAUCUAGGGAGGGAAAUUUGUGUUUCAAAAUAGAUUAGGUUUAGCCUUAUGGUUGGAAGGAAAUUUACUGUUUUUGCUUUGUUGUAUUUGAGGGCAAUUUCCAUGUACAAGCCUGGGGGGGGGAGGGCUUAUAUUUGGAGGGGCGAUUUAACGGAGGGUUUUUUGCGUUACGACUUUAGGGGGCUUAUAUUUGGAGGGGCUUAUACAUGGAGGGGCUUAUUUUCGGAAUUUUAUGGUAUUUUCGACGCUUGUGAUGAGCUUGCGCAUGUACAUCACACAAGCUCUGCGUGACAACAAUCUCAUCACCACAGCUUUCAAAUCAGAUUGUGGCUGCGCAAAAAUCGCUGUGCAAUAGUGUGGAGUGCAUGUGGAAACUCAACCUAAAGAAUAGUAGGGAGGAAUACUAGUAAAAGAAAAAUAUGUAUUAUUUCUAAAUAAUUUUAGUCAUUUUGCUAAUUCGUCAUUUUGUCAAUUUUCCAUUUCCUCAUUUGGCAUUUUGUAUUUUAAACAUGCCCUUCCCGAUUAAAUGAUUGAUGAACACUGGUUUCAGUAGAAAUAACACUAAUCUUUCAAAUUCUAGAGUUUUCUCUUAUUAUUGUGAGAUAUGUCUUUGCCAAGAGAGUAGUCUAUUUUUGCCUGGUGUUUUAUAACCCCUUUUUCUUUUGCUGUAAAAUGCUGUUGGGAGCUCAUUUUUUUAUCCAUUUUCUGAUCCCUAUCUGGCCAAAAAGAUCAGCCAAAUUUUCCAAAAUGCUGCAAGUCCAACACUAUACACUGCCCUUUGUUCCUUAAGUAAAAUAAAAUUAAUAUAAGUGUUGUUUUGAAAAGUGACACAGCCCCCUGAACUUUUGCCUGCUGCUUUCUCUCCUCUCUAUAUACUUCUAUCACUUUCCAUGCCCCAUUUUUUGCCUUAUCAUAGGGAUUUACCAAGGUUUCUUUUUGGUGAGACAUGUUCUUGGGAAAACAUUUAGCAUCAUGUCAAAUAUUUUGAAGGAAGAGCAGAUGGGAAAUGAAACUUCUUGAAAACAUUCUUGUCUUUGUUUCAGCUGUGUUUGAAUUAUUUCAAUAAUUUAGGAACUGUCUAAGGAAAUCCACAAAAUUGAAAAUGAUGUUGUGGUAUUAAUUAUUUAGUCUCAGUCUAUCCACCCACCCACCCACCCACCUAUGCUACCUCAACAAAAUAAAAACCUAUGACCUGCUCACCAUAUGAGUCACCCAUAGCUCAGUGGUUAGAGCAACCUACCGGUAUCUGGAAGGUUGUGGGCUGAUUCUUGUUAAGGUUUUGGAUUUUUUAUCCUGUGCAUUUCUUUGUUGUACCUAAUAUUUAUUUUUGGCAAUCAUUCAUCCACCUCAGCUGUUUUCUCUUAUUGAUUUUUGUAAGUUAACUGUCUGCCCCUCCUGGUAAGGGUUGCUAAUCAACUCAAUCAACUACUAUAAAUUAUUGAAAAAAACUUCUUGGAAUUGACAAAACAUCUUUGUUAACAGAUGCUGUAUGCCUUGAGGAGUGCCAGAAACAACUGCGAUCACUUUAUGAAACCAGUAGCAAAGUCAAAGUCAUUCCAUGGGACCAGAAUUCUGCUGUUGAUAUUGAUGAGAUCUACACAGACUUGUCUUGGGUCAAGGAUCACAGGACACCCAGUGGAGUAACACAAGAAAAACUUAACCACUACACUGAGAUUUUUGGCAGUAAAGGCCCUCGUCCUGCACGAAAGCGAAUUUGGGUUUAUGGACAGCCAGGUAAGUGAGUGAAUUGAGUAAUUAAGAAUUGUUUUAAUUUAAAAGGAGAAUAACUAUUCUCUGCCCUUGCCCGCCUUUAUUACUUUCUGGGUCCAACCAAAACUGCCAUGCUACGCAGGCUAGCAAAAAACAAGAACACAGGAACCCAUUGUUCUACUGGUAUAAUUAAUCCAGUGAUAUAUCAGCUGGCGAUGUGCAGGUUUCUCGAGUUUUUGCUGACAUUAUGUACAUUCCAAGUGGGGUAAUUUUUUACCAUGCUGUCAAACCCAAUGAAAAGUUUGGUUUGUUGCUAUUGUAAAUAAAUUAAAAGUUAAAACAAAGUUUUUCUGUUAACCAGUCUGAUAAUAAACAAUGUAUUUAAUUGACUUUAGAGCAAUCAGAACAUACACUGUAGACUUUAGUUAAUGUUGUGAUAAUGGUAAUAAUAUUGUGACUUAAUUAAUCUGAAAUUCAAGUUUAUUAAUUGUAUGCUAAAAGGAUAAACUAAAAAAAAAUCUUCCGAGGAUAAAAUUGUACCACAACCUUCACAAUAGACUAAUGGUCACUGGCAGUUUGGCUCAGUUCGUUGAAAGCCAUAGUACAAACCUGGGAAUAAAUUUUAACUUGGGUUUCUUUUUCUUUUUAACAAAAGCAUUUUCUUGGAUAAUUUUCUCUAUUUUUUUAGAGUAUCUAAUCAUCAAAUUGUAGACAAAAAGGAUUAAACUGACUUUGCUUUUCAAGCUUAAUUCAUCUCUGAAUUCAAGUUUCACACUAACUCUGGGUUAUCUUAACCUAGCUUUGAACAACCUGACCCUAAUAAUAAUAAUAAUAAUAAUAAUAAUAAUAAUAACAACAACAACAACAACAACAAAUAAUAAUAAUAAUAAUAAUAAUAAUAAUAAUAACUUUAUUUUAGUGUCAAUGUAUUAAGCUUAACAGUUAGCUAAUUGGGAACACUUUCCUAAGUGCUGGCACUCAUCUACCACAUGAUUUUUAAAAAUAGUCUGUGUAUGAAGGUUUCAGUUCCAUUGUCUUUAUCAUGAAUUAUUUUGAAUAUGUAAAUGAGAUACCAUUAUCGAUGAAACUUUUGUCUUUAAUCAAAGCUAAGAAUUCCAAAAUGCCUCCUUCGAGGCAGGAAGCGAAACUUCUUUUUGGCAUAACUUAAGAGGCAAAUGCCACCCAUAUGUUAGCUUAUGUUGUUCACUCUGCAUUGGUUUAAAAAGUUUAAACAUAAAUAUUCCGUAAAAAAUAAAAUAAAAUAAAAUAAAAUAAAUAAAUUAUCCUAAAUUUUUAUGACAAUUAUAAAUUCACAUUUCAAUAUUUUGCAUUCGACUUCACGUGACUUCACAUGAUAAAAGUAAACCAAUGUUUUGAAGACGUAUUAACAGUUUGUUGUUAUUGUCACCUAGGAAUCGGCAAGACUGUUUUCACGAAGAAAGCAACUUUUGACUGGUCCCAGCAGAGAUAUUCAGAAACAUUAGGAGCAUUUGAUCUUGUCCUUCUGGUGAGAUUACGUGACGUUAGUAAUCUCCAAGAUGUUCCGUCCAUUUUGAGGGCUUCUGAAGUGCUGGAUAGUAAUGGUGCAAUUUCCGCACACAACCUGUAUGAUUACAUUUGUCGCCAUCAAGAAAAAGUCUUGCUUAUCUUGGACGGCUACGAUGAAUAUGUUUACAGUUCAAAAAACGAGUCGCCUGUCUUCAAAAUCUGGAAAAAAAGUCAAUUAAGAGGUUGUUCUGUUGUAAUUACCUCACGGGAAAUGAAAGCUGAGACGUUGAGAAAGUAUAGUGAUGCUCAAUUCAAAAUUGACGGCUUUAAUUAUCAGCGCCAAAAAGAGUUUGCUCGUAGAUUUUUGAAAGAUGAUGAAGAUGUUGAAGAGUUUUUUGAAUACUUAGAGGAUCACGACCUAAGCGACCUAGCACAAAUUCCCCUUCUUUUAUUAAUACUAUGCUUGCUUUGGACGAAAACAACACGCGAAGCACUACCAAAGGAACGCGCACACAUCUUCGCCCAAUUUGUCAAGACUUUGUUUGAUCAUUUGCGUCAAAAACAGUCUUCUGAAUCAGUGGUUGUUAAAGAUUACUCAGAUGAAUUAUACGCAUUAGGACGCUUGGCCUUUGAAGCCCUUUUGCAAGGCCAGCUUUAUUUCCCUGUUAGUCAGUUACCUGCUGGCUACAGUUUGAUCGAGAGGCUGAUUGAAGUCGGCCUUUUUCAGGUUUUAAAUAUGGCGACUUUGAAUCCUGAAAAAGGCGUGUACUUUAUUCACAAAUCCGUCCAAGAAUACCUGGCUGGGAAUUUCCUAAAAGAAGACCUGACAUCUAAAAAGGCUGAAGGCACCAAUUCCCUGUCAAACGUGGACUCAGUUGAAAAGAUCUUUAAAAUAAAUGAAGCGCUCAAAUUUGCUGGUGAGUUGUCAGAAGAAGCCGCGCGCGACAUUCUGAUUCAACUUGGAAUGGCGGCGAAGAAAGAAGAACUGACAGAGUUUAAAUUCGACAACGAAACACCGUCAGAGAAUGACUUGUCAGAAGAACAAAGAAAUUUUAUUAGUCUUUGUAAUGAGUUAUUUUUCUACUGCUCAGCUGAGACAAGAAAAAACCUCUUUCCUACAUUUCUUUCCUCUUUAGGAGGAGUUCUUGUAAUUAAUGAUAAGCAGCUAAAUGUUAUCGUACAGGAAAAAUCAGUUCAAACUACCGAAAAAACACCCAACUACGUUUUUUUUAAUACAUACAAUACAAAGGAGCAGGACUAUAGUAAUUUAAUCAUUUUAACACAACAAUUAAACGUAGUUAUUGUUAGCUCUGCAGGAGAAAAGAAAGCAUCAGAAAUUUUAAGCAACUUAACAUGGCGUCAGAUUGAUGAAUUUUUUUUAAAGAAAGAAGAAACCAACACUCACCUUUAUUUAGCUAAAAUUGUUAAAGGUGAAUGGAAAGGCAUUCCUUUUCCUUGUGAUAUAAUAAAGGCGCUAAUAAGUAAACAAGAGACAACAAAGAAGACAAACAUGAAUGGUGAUGAGUCAAGUGAAGAGAGCAGCAGCAGCUGUUGUUCAAAGCGUCAUGGUCUCUCCAGGGUUCGGAGGAUUGAAGCUGAGUGGGUGAACAGGUCAGAAAUGGAACUGAUGAGUGAGAUGAUGCCGUUUAUCACCGCUCCACACGAGAUAGGGGUUGAGGGUGAACACGGUGAAGUGUUUGAUGCUGAGGUAACAGAGUCUCUGCUGACGAGCAUCCAAGUAACACACAAACUGAAGAAAUUAUUACUCUGUGAUAUCAAUGUAACAUCAUCACCUGCUGUGGAGUUUAUCAACAAUGUAUUUGAAAAAGCACCAAACUUGGAGGAGCUCGACAUGUCAGGCAAUCCUCUUCUGGGUGCAGGAGUAGACAGCUUGAUUCAACAUCUCAGCUGCGCUCCUCACCUGAAGUCACUGUGGCUUGGAGAUGUGAAGAUGACUCCACAGCAGGUGAUGGAUCUGUCAUCAGCCAUCAAGCAGCACGGAAACAUCACUGAACUGGUGUCAGAAUACCACGUAAGUUUUCGAAUUUGAUCGCAAUUUGUUUCUUUAUUCUUUGUUUACAGUUUAUUUCUACUCAGCUCUUGCCUUUCGCCAUUUUCCUUUCUUUGUCAUUUUUAUACUCGACAAAACACAAGAUUUACUGUUGAAAACAAAUCACAAACUUUAGCAGAUUCAAAGUAUCAUUUCAAAUUCAUUUCUUUCAAUUGAUUAAACUAAAUCGAAAAAAAAUGUUUUAACCGAGAACAAGUAAAUUAAUCUGAAGGUGUUUUCACUGUGCAAAAUAAUGGAUCAGCGAGCAGAUAUGAAAUUUCUCUUCAAGUCUGGUUCAACUCGAUAUGAGCUCACUUAACAAACUUGUGAUAUAUGUAUUAACACAAAAAUUCCAUAGUAUUAAUUUCUCAAUCAAUUUUAAUUCAUUGCUUUUCAUAAAAUGAUGAAUAACAAGCAUAAAAUCAAAAAAUGUUCUGUUCAUGUUCGACAAUUCAAACAAACAAAAUUUGCAAAAAUCAAGAGAAAAAAAGUUAACCACUUACAGUUUCACUUUUAUCGCUAAGGUUUUCGUAAAAUCAACAAAACUCAAGUAAAGUUUCUUUGAGAGUCCAGAAAACGAAGAAGUCUUUUUAGAGCUGUCCUUUUGUUUGAAUGUCCCUUGCGUUUCGGUAAAUGCUUGUCCUCCCGUAAAUAAUCUCACAGUAGCGUAGGUUUUUGAGAUAGCGUUCCACAAAAAAUAUAAUUCUUCUGAGACACUUGGUUGAAAUUUAACACCACACAUUUACUCACAGGUAAAAGCACUCCUCUAUGGUACAAGCUGUGUAUUUUUGUCAGUUACUUGUUUUCAAGUUUUACGACGAACACAACAAAUCCUGCGUCACUUCGCGUCUUGUAUGAAUGAGUUGAAGUUCAUAAAUUUAGUUUCCUUUAGCUUGCACAAAUCCUUUGUCAAAUUCCUGAGUACAUGAGACGAAUUUUCCUCUUAACUGGCGUUUUACGGUAUUUUCUCAUUCUUUUUGUGUCCAUCUUGAGUAUUUUUGCGUUGAAAGUUUUCUUUGAUGAGCAAACUCAACUGAAGUGAAAAACAAACUACAAAAUCAACAAACUGUCAUUCAAAGUGGCGUGAGAGAAGGCUUGUGACGUGGCGACAGCUGAUUGGUUAUAUAACUACCCACGUAGUAGAAUUUUCCCGCCUUUUGUUUGGCAGCGCAGCAAGCGUUUCUUCAGACGAGACGCAGAUGCGCCUCCCCUCCCAACCCCCACUAAGGAAAAACUGAUCUGUGAGAAUUUUAUCAGACCAAGAGUUAAUAGAAGAAAGGGCUCCAAGGUUUCAAUAAUUCGCACAUUUUUAGAGUAUAUUAUUUGAUUUUGCUGUUUUGAAAGUCUUGCAUGCAAAUUUUAGGGGUUGAAAAGUAGAAUGUGGUCUUUAAGCUGCGAGCACCUUUAGAUGUGCGUCCAAGAAGUCAGAUGUAUUUUUUGUUGGUUUUGUCGUUUUACCCUCUUUUUCGUAUUUUUAACUCCUUUUUUCAACAGAACUUUAGUUCGUGAGGCCUUUGCUUUUUCUGUAUGUAGGUAAUUUCUAAUCACUAUUAAAGGGCACAAAAAUUCGGAAAUUUGGGGUUGACAAGGAAAAAUUAGGAACUUCUCGCGCAGCAACCUAAAGGCUGGUUUACACUAACGACGGAGUCGGAGUUGGAGUCGUAAGAUCGCUUAUGACCUAGUGAAAAUCAAAAAUCGGAGUCAUAAGCGGAGUAACCUGAGAUCAGGCUCUGUUUUCGUUUCGCUUUGAAAAUUACAAUCGUGCGGGCAAGGCGAUUUUUUUAGCGGUAGCCGUUAGAGAGAAUGCAUGGGCGCGAUCCAUUCAACCAAAAUUCCAACCGGUCCGACCGGGAAAAGUGGUCCACCUCAAAAGGUGGACCCAUUUUUUCGAAACUUUUCCGGUUGGACCGAACCGAUCCAUUGAGUUUUGGACCGAAAUUUCCGAAAAUUUUGGUUGAAUGGAUCGCGCCCCAUGAGAACCGCUAAAAUUGGGCCUGAUCUCAGGUUAUAAGAGGCGUGAUAAGCGCGCCGGAAUCGGAGUCAGAAGAAUUAGAACGUUUCCAUUUCUUCCGACUCCGCUUACACGUUCCGCUUAUGAUUUAGUGAAAACCAGGUUGUCAGAAUCGGAAGCAGAAGCAGAAGGAUAAACCAAUCCCGAUGCACGUUCUCACGCUUUGUGAUUUGUUUGGUUCUUCCGCUUCUGCCGACUCUGACAAUCUGGUUUUCCACUAGAUCAUAAGCGGAACUUGAGCGGAAUCGAACGCUGUUUUUACUAGAUCAUAAGGUCUACGCUUUUGAUUACGACUCCGACUCUGUCGCUAGUGAAAGGAAGCAAUAAUUUUGAGACACUCACUAGAACGUUUUUUAGCGCAGCGGUACGCGCAAGACCAUUCAGGACGAAAUUACUGUUUAGGGCAUGUGGAUUUUAAGGCUUCGGAGCAGAUUGCGAAAUGAGUAAAAUCUCUUGUUUAGUCCUAAAUAUAACUAAAUUAAAGAAGAAAAACGUCUUUGUCGCAAGCAGAAAUUUCUAUAGUACUUCUUUGACUAUGUGUUUUAGAAAUGACCUCUUUUCGGGGUGGAAUCAUCUUGAGCUUUACUCAGGUUGGUCUUAAAGUCCCAAGAGUGAUCAACAUCAAUUUUCUCCUAACAAUACCAAAACAUUAUCAAAAGAGAAGGUUAGGAGAAGUAAUAAACUGAUGAACAAAGGAGAAGUACUUUGAUCUUUUAUCAAGUUCUCUCAACUAAUUCUAUAAGGCAAUGUAUGGACACUAGUGUGGAGAAUUUGUAUUUUUAUAUCGGGGCUUAAAGGGUUAAGAGUAAAAUUCUAGUUGUCCGAUGAGCAUUCACGUCCCCCAUCCCAUAGUAGUUAACCCCUGGAGUUAUUUUUACCCUUUCAUUGCUUAUCACUUAAAGAAAGGUUUUAAAAUCUAGACUACACUUUCGAUCUUUUAAACGUUGCUUUAAAAGUUGGAUGGUGCUAGUGUUAUCUUGUAAUUUGUUGUAGGAUGUUCGGGGGAGCGGCCACCCCAAGCCUGAACAUGAAUGGCCAUCAGAAGAAGAUUGGGAAAAGGAUUACCCCAGUCUCUUUUCUAACUCAUCAAAUGAAUCACAGCCGCAAAAGCAACAGGUUGGUCAUCAAAUUUGGCAAAAGAAAAUAGAGUAUUAUAUUUCUUGAGUUCUGUUAUUUCUUGGGGAAAAAACCUGAAAAAAAAAACAUUCCGUUUAAAAACGUAUGGUUUUCUUCAGCUUUUGAGGAGUUCACUUAUUAUAAACUGAAACUGACGGAACAGGAAAUGGGUUUUAUAUCAUAGUAUUUUCAGGCUUUAGUUUUUUUUCCUAGGCGCGAUUUCAUAAAAACUGAGUCAAAUCAAAACGGUGCAGUUGAAUAUAAGUCUUACUAACAAUAACAAGUUAUUUCUGUGGUCUUAGGCUCUUAGCUCACUUCAUCUAAGAAGUGAGCUAAGUCAUACCGAAACCCAUGGUUCUCUUACAACGAUGGCUUUUAGUUGUGGAAGUUACUCUCCGAACAAUAUUGCAACGGACUGCAAUCCGUUUCGGAAAUACCUCUGGUUUUGGAAACGACCUGAAGUUUCCUUCAUACGUUUUUUACCGUUCGGGAAGUCGAUUUAAUCGUGCACUUUGAAAAAACUUGCUGAUUUUCGUACGUGAAGUUUAUACAAGCCGGGAGAAAAUGUGGAUCUUUGAAAUGUUUAUUGACUUGCAAAUUUCACCGCUACGCUGUAGUAGAGCAUUUUACGCAUUUUAGACAAACAUGGAGCUUGAGGCUUGGAUCAAACCAGUCAAUAGUAGACUGAGGUUCUGUCUUUGUAUAGUCUUGUUUUCAUUUCUGACAGAAGAGUUUUUAUAGCUCAAUCAUCUUAUUUUCUCAUCAACUCCUAUCCUGUUUCAGGCGUUUAGAUAGUGGAAAGUGCCACUCUCCACUAUCUGAAAGCCUGGAACAGGCUCUGAUCAACUCUUGUUUUCUUUUACCACUCGCACAGAUUCCUGCAGAGACUCCCCUCAGUAUUCACGACUCACCAUUCCCCGCUGACGAUCAAGACACCGUGAGAAGAACAUUUUUAGCGCCUCCUGAUCCUACCGGUAAGGUUUCUUGUCCCCCGCCCCCCCCCCCCAGUUCCCUGCCUUCCCAAUCACAGAUGUAACAAAACCUAUUGGCGAUUAACGCCCUGACCACUAAUAAGAAGUUGUGCAUAACUUCGUUGCGCUCAAAAGUCAGUUUUGGUUUGUGAUAUUGCCUUCUUUUUAAUAAUUGCGGUGUAGACGUGCGACAAGUUGCUGUUGUCACAUUCUGUCCGUAAUUUUGAUGAAAGAAAUCGGACGUCAAGGACUAUGUUUAUUCAUUAGUUUGUUUAUAGACCAAAAAGGUUCUCUACGCAGCACUACCCGGCAUAAGCAUUUAACGCACCUGGCCUUGCUGCCAUAUACAGAAACGAAAAGUAUGUUAGAACAGUCACUGAGGAAGUUUAAAAGGAAAAGAUCCUGUUCCAAUGUAGACAUUUUCCGGUGUUACCUAAAGGGAGCGAUGUUUGCACUUAUGAUUAUUUAAACUUACGCAGUAAAAUGAGGGGGCAUAACCUUAAGAAAGGAUAAAUAUUCUAGAAGUCUAUUAGUCUGAAAUCGAUGGUUUCCUUUAUACAUUACGUUACGUGGGAUCCUUAUUUCUUCCUUUAGCUGAUCCAAUGUUAGCAGGGCCGUCCAUUCCUACUCGUGGGAUGCUAAUUUCUACCUUCUUUUCCCUUAACAGUUGAACCGAUGUUAACAGCGGCAUCUAUUCCUACAGCGCAUGGAUCCAGCCACGGUCUGGUACCUCAAGCUCAGUAUUCAGAGCAUUUUUCCUUACCAGAUAUCCACACCCAUCAUCACAGUGCCCCGUCCACCAUCUUUACACCUGGAGAAUCCUUGUCUACCGAUCCGUAUCUCAUCAGUGCUCCUGGCCCUUCUACAGUCACACAGGAAGAGCCCAUUGAUGAGGUAAUGAUGCCGGACAAGAGCGAUGGGCCGGAUUCAUAUAGCUGUUCUUGUAUAUUAGUUUGAAACAGUGUUAAGGGUUAUUGAGAAUGAUUUUAUGGAUACACCUAAUUGCAAUAAGGUUUUCAUAGAAAAAAGCAAAAAGCAAAAAGUUAAAUAGGAAUUAAUUAGCAUGUAAUUAUCAUAGCUUGCAACAUUCACAACACACAUCACGUAAUAUGAGAGAAAUCAUUUGCAUCAGUUUCAUGGUGUCAAUGCAAUUCGAGGCUGAUUCAAACGUGCUCGAAUUACAAAGCACAUCGGAUAAUAUAACUACUAAAGAAAAAAGGGGUCCAUUUUUUUUUUUAAAUAAAUAUAGCCGGGGGUAAAUUCCAGGAACUCAACGCGUGUUUUAGAUUAGUGCUAAAUAGAAAAGCCAGUCUGAGUAUGGUUUGCAGUGCACAACACCAUCUGAUCACAAUUUUCAAGCAACAAAUCAGGGGCCUAGGCAGGAAUCUUCAUCGCGGAGAGGGUGAGGGGGUCCUCCACCAGUUCCCCACCUGAGCCACAAACCAAGCUUCGUUUGUCAGGACAUAAUAGAUUGGCGACUGAAAGUGCGACAACUGAGACUUAAUAUUGCUCGCGUCAAUUUACCUUUUUCUUUUUCGAAUUGUGCGACUUCUGUUGAUGGAGAAUGUUGGCUCUAAAAUGACUAUGGCGCCUGUCUUUCUUACAGCGCGGAAUUGCAGAAUUAUCUCUUGUUAUUGUGAAUGAAUUCCUAAAUAAUUGUUAAAUACUGAAUUAAAAUACGCAAAUGUAAAUCACAUGGCUAAUUUAUUCCUAUUUGUCUUUUUGCUUUUUGCUUUUUUCUAUGACAACGUUUUUGCAAUUAGGUGUAAGUCGUUUACUCAAUAACAAAGUUGUUGAUAGGAAUGUUAUUGAGCAUUGCUAGCCCCAAGAGUGUCAGAGCUCAAGGUCGUACCUUUACUUCGUGGUCGGAAAGUUUUGACGACUUUGUUCAGUAUUCAUCCUUCCUGGGAUGCCUGUGUGGAUCAGACGCCUCAAACUUGUUGAUAGGAGCGUCAUUCACCCUCGCUGGACUCGAACAAUGUAAGACACCUGGAGGACACUAACACCCGUAAUGAAGAUUAAAAGAACAAAAAUGCCAUUGACUAUUUGGAAGCAAUUUGGGUGAGAUUAAUAACAAACAAAGAUGAAACGGGGUUGGUCGAGAGGGGUCGGUUUGACUAACAUGUUUCUCUUUAGAAAGAGGCCUACCUUUUUGGUUUGCCCAAAUCUUGAAAAAAUGGUAUUUUGCUGUAUUAACCACGGUAUAAAAGUUUUGAACUGACUUUUCUCCAUAGGAGAUGUGGCCACAGACUGAGAUUCAAGAUUUGCACCAGCUGGAACGCUUUUCCCUUAAAGAGGUAAUGAGGCCGGGUAAUGAUCAGUCCUUUCAAAGCCACUUUUUUACAGCUGUUUCGGAUAACACGCGACCUGCGUUGUCAAAAACGUUUCAGGAUUUUGGGUUUUUCUGCGACGUCAAUCAAAUCGUUACCGUAGCAUCCACUAUGUUUGUCAAAUAAAGGCGGCAAUAAGGAAGGAAAUGUUGGCGGGAACGUACCGUUUUCACCCACCCAUAUCUGUGUUUCUUCUGGAUUUGAAAGCUGUAUCCGAACAAUCUAAACUUGCAGGGUUUAGUAUAACAAAGAUCAAAAAAAACUUCGAGCUAAGGUGAAAUGUACUCCGCUGUUCAAAAACACGGGACCGAACUCUGAAGUUUAAAAGCAACGAACCUAGAAUUACACAAAAGGGAUUGAAAUCCACUAAACACAAAUCACAAACCAUGACCUUUGGUUUCCUUAGAGGUCCGCUACACAUUCACGCAACAAAAGUAGGUUCGACAGCUACAGUGUCAGGAACAGUGUAUUGAUCACAUCCCAUAUUACCUUUCGGGAUUGUCGCGUGCACAUUUUUUCCGACAACCUUUCUCGAAAUAACUGUAUAAUAGUAAGACACGGACACCACCCUGAGACGGACAAUUGAAUGGAGUUGGGAUCCAUCUUAGAGAGAGUUAACUUUAGACGGAUAGGGUCAGCUGAUUAUUUUCCAGAUUAUACACUUUGCUUAGUGAUCUUAAUAUUGCCAAAAAACUGUUAACCGGAGAUCACACGUUUACUUUGGUUCCGUACUGAUAUUGAUUAUUCUGUGUUUGGUCCCUUUUUCAGAGCGAAACUCGCCCCAGUACUCAGGACGUGCUGUCAUACGAUCCUGGAACCGCAGGACCAGUUCCAGUAACUCUCCAUUCUGCCGGUAAGGUUUUCAUUCGUGUUACAACUAAAGCAAGAAUCUGCAAUUUAAAAGGCUAGUAACGCCGUGACUGACUAGAGCACAAGUAAGACAAUGUACAGGACUUAACGUAGUGUUGCAACUUGUAUUAAACGGUCCCGUCGUCCAUACACACAGAUAUAUACAUAUAUACACAGAUACAGGCCCCGACGUUUUUAAUAGUUGGAUAGCGCUAUCCACCAGAAAAAUCACCAACCAGAGUAUAAAUAUUUUUAGAACCCGACACCUUUAUGCAUCAGAGAGUGAGAUACCCAGUGAAAAGUACUAUUCACCUUUUGAACUACUGGGGCUGACGGCACCUUUCUUGUACAGUCUGUCUUCUAAUUAAAUAUCUCCAAAACGGACAUUAUUUUCUCGUGUUGACUAUUUGGGCGUUGCUUUUAUUUCUAACAUUGUACAAUAACCUAAUAAGGCGUAUAAUGCCGGAAAAGGAGGAAUCUACUUUAACACCACAAGUGUGAAACAAGUUGUUUACACUGUACCUUUAUGUUAACUCGUGGGAUCGUAAUUUUUAUUAUUUUUUUCUCUAGGAGCUCCCAUUCCUACGUCGCAUUUCUCGAGCCACAGCCUAGCGCCUUUCAGUGAACAUUCCCUCCGUCACAGAGUGCUGGAAUCACCAUUGCAGGCAUGGCAACUGCGAAGUACAUUUCCAGGAUACCCGUAUCCCCGCAGUUCUGGCAUUUCUACAGUUACUCUCCCUCCGGUUCACCCUGGAUAUCUUACCCUGCGUGAAAUGCAGGAUCUACCACAACAGAGAGUUCAGCCCCAAAAUACAAUGCCGUGUUAUUUAAAUCUCGAAGGUUCCGCAGUCAGUUACCCGAAAGAAAUCCCGGGAUUUCUUCCCCCACAUGGAAUGCAAGGAGCGCGUCUUCAUGGAUUGCAACCACAAAGUACGAUGUCAGACGAUCCAUAUUCCAUUGGUCCUGGCGUAUCAACCCAUACCCACUCCACAGUUAAUUUGGAAAGUCUCCCCCCUCAUGAAACGAUGAGAUCCCCGCAAUAUGGAUUUCAUUCGCAAAGUACAUGUCCAAGUUAUCCGUAUCUUCAAUUUAGUGGUCCUAUUACGUCUUCAGUUACGCAACCGCCAGUAAUCCCCGGAUAUUCUUAUCCGUACGGAAACCGCAUGAGAGCCCCACAACAGGCAACGCAACCGCAAAGUGCAAGUUCAGGUGAUCUGCAUAUUAGUGGUCCUGUUGCGUCUUCAGUCAUGCACCCGCCAGUAAUCCCCGGAUAUUCUUACCCGUACGGAAACCCCAUGACAGCCCCACUGCAGGCACCGCAGUCGCAAAGUACAAGUCCAGGUGAUCCGCAUCUUAGUGGUCCUGUUAAAUCUUUAGUCACGCACCCGGCAUUAAUCCCCGCAUAUUCCUACCCUUACGGAAACCGCAUGAGAGCCCCACAACAGGCACCGCAGCCGCCAAGUGCAAGUCCAGGUGAUCCGCAUUUUAGUGGUCCUAUUGCGUCUUUAGUCACGCAGCCUCCAGUAAUCCCAGGGUAUUCUUCCUACCCGUACGGAAACCGCAUGAGAGCCCCACUGCAGGCACCGCUACCGCAAAGUGCAAAUCCAGGUGAUCCGCAUCUUGGUGGUCCAAUGUCUUCCGUCAUACACCCGCCAGUAAUCCCAGGAUAUUCUUCCUAUCCCUACGGAAACUACAUGAGAGUCCCGCUGCUGGCACCGCUACCGCAAAGUGCAAGCCCAGGUGAUCCGCAUCUUAGUGGUCCAAUGUCUUCCGUCGUAUACCCGCCAGUAAUCCCUGGAUUUCUUUCUCCGUCUGGUAUGCAGAGAGGAAGUUCAGAAGUUCAACACGAACGAAAUCCUUCGACUGAAUCUGAUACUCGGCCCAGUCAAUAA